This is a messenger RNA of Fusarium mangiferae, 1398 nucleotides long. RefSeq lists its product as uncharacterized. Gene Ontology annotation, molecular function: aspartic-type endopeptidase activity. The record is from RefSeq and is a predicted model, not a curated record. The transcript is spliced from 4 exons. NCBI's taxonomy places the organism in Eukaryota, Fungi, Ascomycota, Sordariomycetes, Hypocreales, Nectriaceae. Gene Ontology annotation, biological process: proteolysis. Bases 1 to 1398 code for a protein of 465 amino acids.
AUGCGAGCCUUUACGAUUCUAACGUCUCUCGCCGUUGGAGUUUCUGCUGGCACUGUCUCUGCCCCAGUUGUAAAGCAACGGUUCCAUCAUGAAUCGUCCCUUCACAGCCGCGACACUCUCAGUCUCGCUGCUCUGAACAAUAUCACAGGGGGUGGUUAUUACGCCGAAUUUCAAGUCGGUACCCCAGGCCAAAACAUCAGCUUUCAGCUUGACACUGGUAGUAGUGAUACUUGGCUCAACUCAGAUGAGACCGAUCUCUGCAACAGCAGAUCCAAGCAAGAGACUAUUGGCCCUUGUAUGACUACGUUUAAACCUGGCAAGAGUCGUACCUAUGAACUGGUCGAUCGUGAUGGAUUCGACAUCACCUAUCUUGAUACCCGCUCUAUUAGUGGUGAUUACUUCAACGAUACCGUCACCAUCGAUGGAAAAAGCAUCAAGCAGCAGAGGCUAGGCCUCGCGACGAAGUCUGUUCGUCCAACGGGCCUCAUGGGCUUGGGCUUCUCUGCAAAUGUCGUCGCCAACGGGACAUACCCAACCAUUGUCGAGAACAUGGUGUCUCAGGGCCUGAUCGACCGAGCCGCCUUCAGUCUCUGGCUGAACGACCUCAGUGCUGAGCAAGGAACUAUCCUCUUCGGCGGUCUCGACACUAAAAAGUUCGUCGGCAAGCUUGCAACUCUGCCCCUGUUGCCUGAUCCUUCUACUCUCAACCUCACUCACUUCACCGUCGCCUUUGAAGGCUUCGAGGUCAAGACACCAAAGGGCCAGGAGAUCAAGGUAGACAGUCUCGAGAGAGACACCACCGCCAUCCUCGACUCUGGUGCUACCGUCUGCCUCCUGCCCGAAGCCCAAGUAGGACCUAUCUACAAGGCCUUCAACGUCCUGAGUGUGGAGGAUGUCGCUAUCCCCUUUGUAGACUGCGCCUACGGCAAAGACAAGGGCAAGGGCGUUAGCUUCGACUUCAAGUUCGACGGCAAGACCAUCUCUGUUCCCAUGAGCGAGAUGGUCAUCGAUGCCUUUCCCGACAAGCAGGAAAUCUUCGACGACCCUCAAGUCUCUUCCUACUUCGAUGAUUGGGACAGCGUCUGUAUGUUUGGAAUCAGCCCUGUGAGUCAGUAUGGCCUCACUGGCGGCGUCACUCUUCUGGGAGACACAUUCCUGCGUUCUGCCUAUGUUGUUUAUGACCUAGCAAAUGAACAGCUGGGCAUCGCUGAGGCGAACCACAACACGGACGAGUCAAACAUCGUUGAACUUAAGGAGAAGGACACCAAAUUCCCGGAUGUCACUGGUGUUGAGGGCACCUCCAGUUCUGAAGAGGACGACAAUGCUGCCGGUCAUUUGUCUCCUGCUUCCAUGGUGACGCUCAUCGUGGCUGCGGGUGUUGCAUUGACUCUCUUGUAA